AUGAAGAGUGACGAGAACCAGAACAUUGCAUGUUCUUCGUGGAAUCGUUAUCAGCACGGACAGAAAGUUGCUGAAGAUCGACCUCCAAAUCGGACCCUAUACUACAGCGUUCUACUUCGUGAUGCUGAUUCUGUGCUAGAAAAUCUCACUCAGGUAAGGAUUGGGACCACGGCAGCCUACAAAUCGCAGCCGCAACGUGCAGAAUACGAUCUAAAACGUUAUGAUGGCCUCAAUCUCACUUUUCCGACAAUUCCCAAAAAAACGGAGGUCAUAGUAAUCGUGUGUACGAAACCGAAUGAUGUUAAUAUUCGCUACGCAAUCCGUCGCACAUGGGCGAAUCCACUAUUCUCGGAAACUGUUCGUAAUAGGUCCAUAACAGUUUUAUUCCUCGUUGGCACUGGCUACAUCUCUACUACUGUUAGAGACGAAAUACGAAAAUAUAAUGAUAUUCUGCAAGUUGAUGUGCCCGACUCAUAUAACAAUCUUGUUUAUAAGAUUUUGGCUGCCUUUCGCUACAUUGCUGCCAACUAUCCGCACAAAUACGUUCUCAAAAUCGACUCUGAUGUGGUGAUUCUCCUUGAUAAGAUUUACACUCGUCUUGAAUAUCCUGAAGAUAAAUCCAUUAUGUGCUAUGUGCACUAUAACACCCUACCGAAUCGUGAUCCUGGCAGCAAAUGGUAG
Haemonchus placei is the source of this 681-nucleotide messenger RNA. Lineage: Eukaryota; Metazoa; Nematoda; Chromadorea; Rhabditida; Trichostrongylidae. The record is from the annotation of a GenBank genome assembly.